This is a messenger RNA of Zerene cesonia (dogface butterfly), 724 nucleotides long. RefSeq lists its product as uncharacterized. The coding region runs from base 42 to 665 and encodes 207 amino acids. NCBI's taxonomy places the organism in Eukaryota, Metazoa, Arthropoda, Insecta, Lepidoptera, Pieridae. The record is from RefSeq and is a predicted model, not a curated record. The transcript has 2 exons.
CUCGUGUAUAAGUUCCUUAAAACAGUCGUGUUAUUAUAGCAAUGGAUUUCAAAGAUAAAGUAGUUCUUAUCACCGGCGCGAGCUCGGGCCUUGGAGCUGCAAUCGCAGUUCACAUGUCACAGCUAUCAGCAAAAUUAGUAUUAGUCGGACGAAAUGAGAAGAAUUUGAAAGCCGUCGCCGAACAAUGUGAAAAAUCAAAAGGAAUCAAAGCACACCCGGUAAUAGCUGAUGUAGCUAAAGAAGCGGACGUGGAGAGAAUUGUGAAUGAAACGAUAAAUCACUUCGGUAAAUUGGACGUUCUUGUAAAUAAUGCUGGUGUAACAGAAGUGGGUGGUAUUAGAGAUACCACAUUGGCAAAGUAUGAUAGGAUAAUGUCUAUCAACAUACGCGGAGUGCUUCAACUAACUAUGCUUGCGGUACCACAUCUGAUCAAGACCAAAGGCAACAUUGUGAACAUAUCCAGCAUUGCCAGCACUAAAGCAUUCGUUGGCCUCACUGAUGCUGAAGUGGAAGCAUUUAACAAGGAAGUCCUUGAGACUACCCCGCUAAAGAAAUUGACUGAAACCAACGAUAUCGCAGUUAUGGUGGCAUUCCUUGCGAGUGAUUGUGCUAAGAGCAUUACUGGAUGUACUCAUUGUAUCGACGGUGGGAAAACAUUGUCGUAAUUAGUUUUAUAACAAUAUUUACCAGUACAUAAACCCAGUAAAUUAUACGCUUGUUUCUA